CGAGCGAGCCGAAUUGCGGCCUAAAUUUGGAUAGAUUGGUGGAGAACUUGGUUCGCGGACUUCAUAGUAUAUGCGAAAGAAAGGGUGAGAAGAGACGCGAUAGUAAUACGUGAGUAGGUAUUACACUCCGACAGUCGAAAUGAAGAAAAGAAGAAGCGCGUAAUCGCGUUUGGAUUAAUCGCGGCGGCGCAAUUAUGAAGACUGAAAUGGAGACGGAGUCCGAAUGUGCGGACGGCGUUCUGUGCCCGAAGACCAACAACAAUAACAACAAUAACAACAACACGAGUAACAACAACAUCGCCGUCGCGAAAAAGAGCGGUAGCGAUAACGGAUACGACGCUAUGGAAAUGGAUUGCGGCGGCUGUGGGGAGAGCGUACGAGAGCGCACCGUCCUAUGCGUAGGGGGUCGUACCUGGCAUUCGAGAUGCCUAAAGUGUUGCGCCUGUGCACGACCCCUGCACGAUCAGCACUCGUGCUUCCUGCGUGGCAUGCGACUCUACUGCAGACACGAUUACGCCUUAACAUUCGGCGCGAAAUGCGCGAAAUGCGGGCGCAGUGUGGGCGCCGGGGACUGGGUGAGGAGGGCUAAGGAUCGAGUCUAUCACUUGGCAUGUUUCGCCUGUGACGCCUGCUCCCGUCAACUCUCCACGGGUGAGCAAUUCGCGCUUCUGGACGCCCGACUGCUCUGCAAGACUCAUUAUUUGGAUGUGGUCGAGGGUAACAAUACUUCGUCGUCGGAGGAUUGCGAUUCCGAGCACGGCGGCAAAGGCAGCAAGACCAAACGCGUAAGGACGACCUUUACCGAGGAGCAGCUUGCGGUCCUGCAGGCCAACUUUCAGAUGGACAGCAAUCCCGACGGACAGGAUCUUGAGAGGAUAGCCCAGGUGACCGGCCUCAGCAAGAGGGUCACGCAAGUUUGGUUUCAGAAUUCUAGGGCGAGACAGAAGAAGCACAGCGGCAAGAUCAAGACUCAGAUGCAUCAUUCGCCGCCGAUGCACCAUCACCCAGUUGACCUGUAUCCCAGUGGCAUCAACGUGGUUGGCGCUUAUCUCGGUGGUUAUCAGGCCAGCAAUGCCGGUAGCGAGAGUCCAGGUAGCCCGUUAACGCCCCUUACACCUUUGACUCCACUCACACCAACGACGCCGAAUCAUUUGCAGGCCCAAUUCUGUCAUCCCGCGGGAUAAGUCGAUAUAAAUGUUUCCACGAAACUGUUGAUAUUAACCCUUCUCACUGUAUGUGCUUUCA
This is a messenger RNA of Mycetomoellerius zeteki, 1245 nucleotides long. Its product is annotated as LIM/homeobox protein Awh. NCBI's taxonomy places the organism in Eukaryota, Metazoa, Arthropoda, Insecta, Hymenoptera, Formicidae. Gene Ontology annotation, cellular component: nucleus. The transcript is spliced from 4 exons. The coding region runs from base 195 to 1184 and encodes 329 amino acids. Gene Ontology annotation, biological process: regulation of transcription by RNA polymerase II; neuron differentiation. Gene Ontology annotation, molecular function: RNA polymerase II transcription regulatory region sequence-specific DNA binding; DNA-binding transcription factor activity, RNA polymerase II-specific. The record is from RefSeq and is a predicted model, not a curated record.